Molecule: messenger RNA, 1977 nt
Organism: Panicum virgatum (switchgrass)
Lineage: Eukaryota; Viridiplantae; Streptophyta; Magnoliopsida; Poales; Poaceae
Product: ultraviolet-B receptor UVR8-like
Exons: 11
Coding region: 367-1695 (442 amino acids)
Source: RefSeq, a predicted model, not a curated record
ACCGGGGUCGUCGUCGUCGUCCACCACCUCCCCUCGGCUCCGCCCUUAAUGGCGCGCUAGCGCUAAUCAGCGAGCUUAACCCCACCGGCUGGAGCGAGCGCCAGUGCUUGAGCUUGACGCAGAGCGUUACAUGGGGGUGGGGGUGUGGGCGCUUGUACGCUAGCCAUUAAUACGGCAGGUCGCCCAUCCCAUCGCGGCCGCCGCGCCCGUCUCCCCCCGCCUGCCCGCUCCGGCUUAAAUCCCCCCCGCGUCCCGGUCGCGCACCCCACUCCGCCGUGCCUCCCGUCGCUUCCUCCGCCGCGCUCCGACCGCCCGUGCGCCGCGCGCUCCCGUUCGUGCUGGUGGGCGGCCGGCCCCGUCGAGGAGAUGGACUCGGUCAUGACCGCCCCCGACGCGCCGCCGCCGGCCGUCGUGCUCGUCUCCGCCGGCGCCAGCCACUCCGUCGCGCUGCUCACGGGCAAUGCGCUGUGCUCGUGGGGCAGGGGCGAGGACGGGCAGCUCGGGCACGGCGACGCGGAGGACCGGCUCGUGCCCACGGUGCUGAGCGGCUUCGACGCGCCCGGGAUCACGUCGGUCAUCUGCGGCGCCGACCACACCACCGCCUACUCCGAGGAGGAGCUGCAGGUCUACAGCUGGGGGUGGGGAGACUUCGGGAGGCUGGGGCAUGGCAACUCCACCGACGUCUUCACGCCCCAGCCAGUCAAGGCGCUGCAGGGGCUCAAGAUCAAGCAGAUUGCCUGCGGGGACAGCCAUUGUCUCGCCGUCACCAUGGCCGGAGAAGUGCAGAGUUGGGGCCGUAACCAAAAUGGACAGCUAGGAUUUGGAACUACUGAAGACUCGCUGCUCCCACAAAAGAUUCAGGCUUUUGAGGGUGUUUGUGUGAAAAUGAUUGCUGCUGGUGCUGAGCAUACUGCUGCAGUAACUGAAGAUGGUGACCUCUAUGGAUGGGGCUGGGGUCGAUAUGGAAACCUAGGUCUUGGGGACCGUAAUGAUCGUCUGUUUCCAGAAAAAGUAUCUUCUGUGGAGGGUGAGAAGAUGGUGCUUGUUGCAUGUGGAUGGCGCCAUACCAUUACUGUUUCUGAAUCUGGUACUACGUACACUUAUGGUUGGAGCAAAUAUGGUCAACUGGGACAUGGUGAUUUUGAAGAUCAUUUAGUUCCACGUAAACUUGAAGCUUUGAAAGAUAGCACUAUAUCCCAGAUUUCAGGUGGUUGGAGGCAUACAAUGGCACUUACAUCGGAGGGAAAGCUUUAUGGGUGGGGGUGGAACAAGUUUGGACAAGUUGGAGUUGGCAACAAUGAUGAUCACUGUUCCCCAGUACAGGUUCAUUUUCCAGAGGAACAGAAAAUUUCCCAAGUUGCUUGUGGAUGGAGACAUACGCUUGCCCUUUCCGAAAAGAAAAAUGUUUUCUCCUGGGGAAGGGGCACUAGCGGACAGCUUGGCAAUGGAGAAAUAGUCGACAGGAACACGCCUGUGCUGAUUGAUGCCUUAAGCCCAGACGGUUCUGGCUGCAAGAAGUUAGAGUCAUCCACAGCAGCUCCAUUCACAGCCAAAGUCUGGGUCUCCCCGUCAGAGAGAUACGCAAUAGUCCCUGAUGAAAACGUUCCGAAAUCAGGCGAAGGCACCGCGCGCGGCAACGGGGCGGACGCGAACGUGCCGGAGAACGAUGUAAAGAGGAUGCGCGUGCAGUCGUAGCUCUACCAUCUCCUCCCCUAACCCUAGUACCACUAUAAAGGAAGAACUGGUGCCCUUAGUCUCCGCUGUUCCCAUCCAGCGGUGUCCGAUUUUGUGCAUCCCGUUCAGCCCAAGUGCUCUCUCUUCUCUAUCUCUCUCGGUCCACGAACCUCCUGCUGUUGAGACCUGGGAUGGUGACAUUGUCUCUCCUGGUGUUAAGAAGUAAGAACUUUGAUGAGAUGGUGCCGUUGCCUCGCAGCAAUGAGAUGUGUGAUUCGCCUCGUUGAGGUGUGCCUAGCGAAA